AGACAAACCGUGAUCAAAGAUGUUGAAGUUCGUCGUUUUGUUGGUGUCAGUGGGAGCUACGUUUGCGCAUCAUGCGGACGGCUUACACACUGCCGGUGUAGUAUUGGUCGGUAAAGAAGUUAACGGUGCGGUCACAUUCACGGAGACAGAAGACCACAAAGUGCGAGUCCAAGGCAACAUUACCGGUAUGGCACCCGGCGAGUACGGGUUCCAUGUCCACGAGAAGGGAGACCUAAGGAGCGGCUGUGCCUCCACCGGAUCACAUUUCAACCCUGAGAACCAACCGCACGGCCAUCCCAACGACGCCGCUCGCCACGUCGGCGAUUUGGGCAACAUUGUUUUCGACGAACAAAAAGUCAGCACUUUCGACUUCGUUGACAGCCAGCUGGCAUUGCGCGGAGCUCACAACAUCAUCGGCAGGGCUGUAGUACUUCACGAAAAAGCUGAUGACUUCGGCAGAAGCGACCAUCCUGAUUCCAGAAAGACUGGAAAUGCAGGAGGUCGUGUAGCCUGCGGUGUCAUCGGCCUUAUGUAGGAAAUUUCAAGAUGCUAUGGGUAGCGGCAAACUUCUUGAUCCAAUAAUAUGUAUGACCCCAAAAUAAUGUACCCUAUCUAUGUAAUAAAAUUCCAUUCAAUUAAAACUACUUUUAAAAGGGUUUAAUAUGCGAUUAUUAAUACCUUUUACACAGACAUAAUUUGCUUGUGUAUAUUUUUUCAUAUCGUGACGACCUCCGUGGUCGAGUGGUUUGUACGCCGGGUUUCAUGGUGUCGCCGACUCGAGAAGUCUCGGGUUCGAAUCCCGGUGGUGGCAGAUGUUUGUUUGAUGAAUACGAGCAUUUGUACUCC
Chilo suppressalis (striped riceborer) is the source of this 846-nucleotide messenger RNA. Lineage: Eukaryota; Metazoa; Arthropoda; Insecta; Lepidoptera; Crambidae. The record is from the annotation of a GenBank genome assembly.